AUGUACGUACACCCAGACACACUGUUCACACUCGCGAACGCGAUAAUAUGCGUUUUAAAGAACCACGCGAGGUCAACGCAGAAACAUCCUCACCGUACACGGGAACACCACACCAAUCACGGAUUUUUCGAAGACUUCCCAGACAUUGACCCGUUCGGGGAAGAUCGGAACACUCGAGCGUCAACGAAAUUGUCCGAGUGUGACGUCAACUCGGUGAACAGUAGAGGCCAGGGUUUUGUUACUGUAAAUUUGAUAGCUAUUUCAUGUAAAUAUGGUCGAGUAAAAACUCCGAAAUGCGACAUUUUGAAGGAGGAGCACUUUACAAUUUGAUUGGUUCUUCAAAUA
This is a messenger RNA of Leptopilina boulardi, 345 nucleotides long. RefSeq lists its product as uncharacterized. The coding region runs from base 1 to 330 and encodes 109 amino acids. The transcript has 2 exons. The record is from RefSeq and is a predicted model, not a curated record. Lineage: Eukaryota; Metazoa; Arthropoda; Insecta; Hymenoptera; Figitidae.